AUGGAUCUUCACGACUCAGUCGCCGGCUUUCCCGCAUCUGUCAGCACCAAGGACCCCCCGUCUCCGCGAGUCUUAAGCCUCCACGUGGCUUUGCUCAGCGGCCGGAAAUGCCUCGUGACGAACUUGUGUGGGACAACGCCCAUCUAUGAACUCAGGCGCCGUGUGGAGGGGCAACUGCAGUUGCGAAUCAAAGCGCUGGUCUUCGAUGGUGUCCUGCGCACCACCUGGACCAUGGACGAGGCGCACUUGCAGGAUGGCGACAGUGUGACCGCGCUGGUGGCGCCCACCCUCGCGCAGCCCACGCGGCACCUCCGCGCCUUUGCGGCGCUGCGCCGCGAUGGGCAGGUCGUGGCCUGGGGCGACCCGCUCUCCGGCGGACUGGGCGGACUUCCGGGCGGCACCUUCGCGGCGCGCGCGGUGCGCAGCUCGCACGCGGCCUUCGCGGCCAUCGGGAGGGAUGGCAGCGUGGUCACUUGGGGCUCUCCUCAUGCGGGAGGCGACAGUCACCAGGUGCAAGACCAGCUGCACGACGUGGUGGAUGUCUUCUCCACACACAGCGCCUUUUGUGCCUUGAAGCGCGAUGGCUCCGUGGUGACCUGGGGUGCCUGGUACGCGGGCGGUGACAGC
This is a messenger RNA of Durusdinium trenchii, 627 nucleotides long. The record is from the annotation of a GenBank genome assembly. Lineage: Eukaryota; Dinophyceae; Suessiales; Symbiodiniaceae.